Messenger RNA from Megalops cyprinoides (Indo-Pacific tarpon), 2566 nucleotides. RefSeq names its product cannabinoid receptor 1 (gene cnr1). The coding region runs from base 141 to 1550 and encodes 469 amino acids. The record is from RefSeq and is a predicted model, not a curated record. Gene Ontology annotation, cellular component: membrane. Gene Ontology annotation, biological process: G protein-coupled receptor signaling pathway. Gene Ontology annotation, molecular function: cannabinoid receptor activity. The transcript has 3 exons. NCBI's taxonomy places the organism in Eukaryota, Metazoa, Chordata, Actinopteri, Elopiformes, Megalopidae.
UUGCCGACAGCAGCUCUUCCACAUGUUGGGUUUAUGCAAGACUACAGUUGGCGUGCAAGGAUAACUUACCCGAAAAACUAUGUGAAGGCUCCCCUGGGAAUCAUCUUAGACUGCACUGUCUCCCUCUGAGAGGAGCAGUCAUGAAGACCACUCUGGGCGAUGUCGCAGACACCACGCUGCGGACGAUAACCUCGGGGCUACACUAUCUCGGCUCCAACGAUGCCAGUUACGACGACCCCACGAUCAACGCCGACUUCGCCAAGGGCAGAUACCCUCUGCAGAAGCCCCUGUCCGCCUUCCGUAGCAACGCGUACCCGGGCAAAGCGCCGGGCGAAGAUGAGCUCAUCCUCAAAGGCAUCCCGUUCUACCCGACCAACAUCACGGACCUGCUGGGAAACCGCAGCGCCUUCGGGGAGGAGGGCGGGACCAUCCAGUGCGGGGAGAACUUCAUGGACAUGGAGUGCUUCAUGAUCCUGACCCCCAGCCAGCAGCUGGCGGUGGCGGUGAUGGCGCUAACGCUGGGCACCUUCACGGUGCUGGAGAACCUGGUGGUGCUGUGCGUUAUCCUGCACUCCCGCACGCUCCGCGGACGCCCCUCCUACCACUUCAUCGGCAGCCUGGCCGUGGCCGACCUGCUGGGCAGCGUCAUCUUCGUCUACAGCUUCCUGGACUUCCACGUGCUGCACCGCAAGGACAGCCCCAACGUGUUCCUCUUCAAGCUGGGCGGGGUGACGGCCUCCUUCACCGCCUCCGUGGGCAGCCUCUUCCUGACCGCUAUCGACCGCUACAUUUCCAUCCACAGGCCGCUGGCCUACCGACGCAUCGUCACCCGCACCAAGGCCGUCAUCGCCUUCUGCAUGAUGUGGGCCAUCUCCAUCAUCAUCGCGGUGCUCCCCCUACUGGGCUGGAACUGCAAGCGCCUCAACUCGGUGUGCUCGGACAUCUUCCCGCUCAUCGACGAGAACUACCUGAUGUUCUGGAUCGGGGUGACCAGCGUGCUGCUGCUCUUCAUCGUCUACGCCUACAUGUACAUCCUGUGGAAGGCCCACCACCACGCCAUCCGCAUGCUGAGCCGCACCUCCCAGAAGAGCCUGGUGGUCUACUCCGCCGACGGCACCAAGGUGCAGACCACCCGACCGGAGCAGACCCGCAUGGACAUCCGACUGGCCAAGACGCUGGUGCUGAUCCUGGUGGUGCUGAUCAUCUGCUGGGGGCCCGUGCUGGCCAUCAUGGUCUACGACCUCUUCUGGAGGAUGGACAACUUCACCAAGACGGUCUUCGCCUUCGCCAGCAUGCUCUGCCUGCUCAACUCCACCGUCAACCCCAUUAUCUACGCCCUGCGGAGCAAGGACCUGCGCCGCGCCUUCCUCAGCACCUUCCAGGUGUGCCGAAGCUCCGCCCAGCCGCUGGACAACAGCCUGGAGUCCGACUGCCCCAACAGGGUCCACAUCACCGCCAACAGGGCCGCCGAGAGCUGCGUCAAAACCACUGUGAAAAUAGCCAAAGUGACCAUGUCCGUCUCCACGGAGACAUCGGCCGAAGCUGUCUGAUUGGCUCCCUCUCACCGGACACCGGUGAACCCCCAGCGGAUGAACUUUUAAUCCUCAGACUCCUUUCCAAAAUUCUGCACUUGAAGUUUAAUGGUCCAUUCAAAACAUGAGUGAUGAAAAAAAAAGAAAAACCUGCGCUCUACAGUCCGGUGUUCAAGGAGGAACUGUCGCUCAAGAGGGUCAAGAAUUCAACUGAACCGUACAACACACAGAGAGAUCAUCGCUUCAAUGUGUCCUUUUGCUGAAGUGUGCCAGUGUAGUGUUUCUGUGCUUUGCCGAAGUGCCAAAAUGAUUUCUAGACUGAUAGAGGAAUGAGAUGGAGGGAAUAUGAGAACUGUUUCAUGCAGCUGUAAAAUCAUGUUCACUCUUGCUCUUCUUCCUUAUGUACCUUGUUCUCUUCAAGUCCUCUCAUUGUAAAUUUUGGUGGUACUAUGGAUGAAUUCAUGAAGGGAAAUUAUUUUUUUUACCGGUAAAUCAGGUUCUUAAUAAAUAUCUUUACUCAUGGGAUAAGGGGCUAUUGAAAUUUUUAAUGAUAUAUGUUAAUAUAUAUAAUUUAGUUAUCAGUAUGUAAAUAUUCUGUAGCAGCCAUGCCUUUGAAAGAAACCACAUACAAUUCUUCAGUUGCUUUCAGAUAUAGUAGCCAUGGCCCACCUUUGUGUACAGAUAUGCUCACAUUAAAACUCAGACUCAUUAUGAAGAACAUAACUGAGGAGUGAGAAUGUAAUGAUGUGAAACAUAAAUAUUAUCAACAGACGGAAGUGAUAGUAUAAAAAAAAAAAAGCACAACUAUUUAGUUAUGUAUUUUUUAUACAGCAGGUAUUUUUAUUGCAUUUGAAGGAUGUCUGCAUAUGACUUGGUACGUCUGUUUACUGAGGAAUGAAUGAAUCAUAGGGCAGUGAUGUGUUAAGGACACCAUUUUGAGUGUUUCGGUGAUUAAAUGCAGAAAGGAACCUUUUGGAACAUCUUAAAUGGUAGAGAUUUUUCUGUUGUCAGUACAUGACCUUACUCUCAUCAUU